This is a messenger RNA of Homo sapiens (human), 2434 nucleotides long. It is a transcript of the gene TMEM254, whose product is annotated as transmembrane protein 254. The coding region runs from base 402 to 800 and encodes 132 amino acids. The transcript has 5 exons. The record is from RefSeq and is a predicted model, not a curated record. Lineage: Eukaryota; Metazoa; Chordata; Mammalia; Primates; Hominidae. Gene Ontology annotation, cellular component: membrane.
GCAUCUGACGGUUGUCUCGGUUACUCAUGUAAGCGGAAAUUCGGUGGGCUCUUAGGAUAGUUUCUGCUUUCUAGUGUUCCUGUCUUUGGGUCCUCACCUCUGCAUGGUUACUAACGGGUUAUCCGAGCCUAAGCCUCUCACGAAGCGGAAAGUCAAGUUAACAGACUGCCAUAGGCCUGCCAAGUCAGAAUAGGGCUUCCGAAGCAGAAUGUUUGAGCCAAUAGGAAUUGUUUGGAAAACGGGGAUAAAUCUAAAGGAUGGGUAGGAUUUAAGUGGUAAGGGAGGAUAAAGAGGCUAUAACUGUUCUGACAUAGGUGUGGAAGCAAGAAGAAAGCUGUACCUAGAAAAAGAGCGACGUUUGUUUGGCUGAGAAAUAAUCUGUUUAAAGGAUAACGAGAAAGAUGCGUGGAAAACCCCAGCAGCGGAGUGAGACCCUGUCAAAAAAAAAAGAAAGAAAGAAAAUAGAAGCCAAGAAUGGAGACCCAAAUGACUGUUCAGAGUUUCUUCGGUCUGUGUGGGUUGUCUUCUGGCCUCAGAGUAUCCCUUAUCAGAACCUUGGGCCCCUGGGCCCCUUCACUCAGUACUUGGUGGACCACCAUCACACCCUCCUGUGCAAUGGGUAUUGGCUUGCCUGGCUGAUUCAUGUGGGAGAGUCCUUGUAUGCCAUAGUAUUGUGCAAGCAUAAAGGCAUCACAAGUGGUCGGGCUCAGCUACUCUGGUUCCUACAGACUUUCUUCUUUGGGAUAGCGUCUCUCACCAUCUUGAUUGCUUACAAACGGAAGCGCCAAAAACAAACUUGAAGUUGUCUGAAAGCUUGCUCUACACUUUUACAUUCAUCCUCACCCUUUUUUUUGUGGGGUAGAGGAGGUGCAGUAAUUUACUCAGUGAUCUUUCUACUUUCUAGAAACUGUCCUUCAAAGCUCUUUAAGACCCCCUCGUUAGUCAGUUUUUUCUCUUAUAUGCUCUGGUUGAGCUUGAAUAGACCAGUUGUUACUUAAGAAAGAAACAGAGAAAGAUUUUAGCUUUUCAAUCCUAUUUGGCAGAGGACUUCAGCUACCUUCUUACAGUCUUUGGCUGUGUUGGUACCCUCGUGUGCUCUGAGCUAAGCCACAUACUAAACUGACUUUUUGGUUUGUAUACCCUUGCUCCCGCCUUCUGAUGAAAACACCUUACCCUCACAACCACCAUCUUUCCUCUCCUUUCCAAAGCUCUUUCCACCUUGCUGCACUAAGAUAAAGUGACACUUCCACUAUAUGUCAAUUCCACACACAUUUAUUAGGUACCUGUGAGGUAGGAUCCUAUCCUCUCAAACUUCCAUUUCUCAUGCUACAGAGAAAGAUAAGGAAGAUGAGCAAGUGCCUGGAAUGGGGCAGGCUGAGCAGUCACACAGGCAUAGAGGCACGCUGAGAACCUGGAGGGGAGACUGCAGAGUGCCUUCCCUGAUGCUGCAGCCGGAAGUGAUCCUUCCCUCCACCUGGCCCCUGGGACACUGUGCUCUGCAGUGUGCAGGGCCUGAUGGCACUGCUAGAUUGCUCCUUCAGCUCAGGGCCACAGCUUAAACAGCUUUACCUUUCCCCUCAGCACCUGUCCCACUAUCUUGCACACAGGUGCUCUAACCAUGUUUAUUGAACAAAGGAGGGAAACUGAUUUCACUUUCACUUGUUCAUUAUCAUUCCAAUUUUUAUGUGAAAAUGGCACAACCCAUUUGGGGUACCCUCACCCCAAAAUAAAAGCCCAAGUCUACCUUUGACUGGUACCACCUUUUUUGUGGUUUCGUUGGUGAGAAACCUUUAUCUUUUUCAUACCUUUCUAUUCUCAAUCACUUCUCCAAAAGUGUGUCUUUCCAGCUCUGAUUUAUUCAAAACACAAGCAUUUCUGUUUAGAGAUUCUAGCCCAUGGGUUAUCUGGCUAGUUAUUACCUCUCCUGUUCACUUAGUUAUACUUUAUUAUUGCUCACAGGCUGGGGAGGCAGAAUGACUCUGUCACCACUAGGAGCCAUUAGGGCUUCUUCCCUGGAGGACUGCCUGCUUGCUUUCUGGGGACACUAGCCCUCAUUUCCCUUCUGUGGUACAGUGGGGCAAAUUAUUUGUAUUAAGCAAACAUUUAUGGGAAACAACCCGCUCCCGAAAACGGAGCCCCCAAGUAAAGCACAACCCUGAAAGAUUAUGAACUAUGAAUUGUCUCUGGUAGAGAUAAAUUUCUGCAAACAUAUCUCAGUCUUCCCUCUGUUUCUCUGGUGAUUAAGAAGUUCCUUUUUGGUAAGGAAAAGGAUUUUUAACCAUAGAGUUAGGCAUCAUGGAAAUUCAAACCAGAUUUCUUAAUACCUGGUCUUCCUCAAAGAGAAAUAAUAACAGUAAUAGUGGUGCUGGGAACAAUAUGGCAGAUUAUUGAAUGAAAUUGAUUAACUUGAAUAAAAUGCUGUGAAUUUUCUCUA